UUUAAGUACAUAACAAGGAAAAUAAAACAAAUGUCAUUUUAGUACUUAAAGUAAAAUAGAGUAGAUAUUAAAUGUCGAUAGUUAAGAACAUGUUCUGUUCCUUAUGUCGGUGAUACCGGAAAACAAGCGAAGAAUUAGUUGAUACUACGAAAAAAUGCACAGAAGUUACAUCAAAAAAGCAAUCCAAAUAUACAAAUACUAUUUUACUUCCACAAACUAAAUUUCCUGCACAACUUAAUGGGAAAGCACGAAUAGACACAGAUAAACAUUUGACUGAAAAGUGUGGCUUUUCUGAAUUGUACGAAUGGCAAAGAAAAAAUCUGUCAGGGCCAGAGUUUGUUUUACAUGAUGGACCUCCUUAUGCAAAUGGAAUACCUCAUAUGGGACAUGCCAUUAAUAAAAUUCUGAAGGAUAUAACAUUAAGAUAUAAGAUUAUGAAUGGGAAUCGAGUUCAUUAUGUACCAGGUUGGGAUUGUCAUGGACUACCAAUUGAAUUGAAGGCCAUUAAAGAUUAUAAAAGUACAGAUAAUCCUUUAGUGAUUAGGCAGAAAGCUCGUAAAUGUGCUGAAGAAGCUAUUGUUAAACAGAAACAAGCUUUCCAAUCAUGGGGCAUUACAGCCAAUUGGAAUGAAUCUGGAUGUUACUUUACUAAUCAUGCAUCAUAUAUAAAAAAUCAAUUUCACCAAUUUCUAAAAUUGUAUGAGAAGGAUAUUAUAUUUAGGGAUUUUAUGCCAGUCUAUUGGUCUCCUUCUUCAAGAACAGCAUUAGCUGAAUCUGAAUUGGAAUAUAACGAGCAACAUCAAAGUAAAACUGUGACUGUUCGUCUACGUGUUAAUGACAUACCAGAAAGAUUAAAUUCAUUUAAAAAUCGUGCUAUAUAUGCAUUAAUAUGGACCACUACACCGUGGACUUUAGUAGCUAAUCAAGCUGUAUCUUUCUGUACAGAUAUUACAUAUUGUCUUGCUGAAGACCAUAAAAAAGACUUAUAUGUUGUUGCUGAAGAAUUAUUAAAAUCUACUGAAUCAAAGAUUGGACCUUUGAAAUCAGUAAUAUCAUUCAAAGGCAGAGAAUUGGAGGAUUGUACAUAUUUUCAUCCCUUUAUGGAACAAAAAUGUCCUUUUUUAGCUGCAAAUCAUGUUACAAUAGAUAAAGGAACAGGUUUAGUUCAUACUGCUCCUGCACAUGGUCCAGAAGAUUUUCUGGUCGCGCUUAAAAAUAAAAUUAGUAUUUUAUCUGUGGUAGACUCCGAAGGUCGAUAUACUGAAGCAGCUGGUCCAGAAUUUCACGGAUUAGAAGUAUUAACAGAGGGAGUUGAUAAAGUGAUGAGUCUUCUAGCUCAAGAUAUACUACAUAUGGAAGCAUUAACACACAGUUAUCCAUAUGAUUGGCGAACAAAACAACCAGUUCUUAUUCGUGCUAGUCAUCAAUGGUUUAUUAAUAUAAAUUCUAUCAGGGAAAAAAUUAUUAAUAGCACUAAAGAUGUGAAUAUAUAUCCUGAAUGUAAUCGUAAAUCUUUUAUGAAUGCUUUGCUUGCUGGAAUAAGGAAUCGACCGUAUUGGUGCAUUUCACGACAACGUUCUUGGGGAACACCUAUACCUGUGGUAUAUAGCAAAACAACAGGCAAACCAUUUACGAAUAAAGAAUUAAUUGAUUGUUUAUGCGAUUCGAUAGAUCGAUAUGGUCCCGAUUGUUGGUGGCAAUAUUCUGUGAAAGAUUUAAUAGGAUUAGAUAUAAUUAAAAAAUUAAAUAUUGAUGCAGAUGAUAUAGUAAAAGGAAAUGAUAUCAUGGAUAUUUGGUUCGACAGCGGAAUUUCAUGGUCAAUGGUUUUGCCAGAAGAAAAAGCAAAUCUUUAUUUAGAAGGAUAUGAUCAAUUCAAUGGUUGGUUCCAGUCAUCCUUAAUAACAUCUAUAGCUUUACAGGGAUGUUCACCUUAUAGUGAUUUAUUUGUACAUGGAUUUGCAGUCGAUGAAAAUGGUUUAAAAAUGUCAAAAUCAAUAGGAAAUGUAAUAAAUCCAGAACAAAUUUUGCUAGGUGGAUCUAAUUUAAAGAAAAAUCCAGCAUAUGGUGUCGACAUUUUAAGAUGGUGGGUAGCUAAUCAUAGUUGUCAGAAUAAACAAGCGCUAGUUUCAAAAAAUUUACUCGAUGAUUGUAAGCAAUGCGUCAAUAAACUUCGUUUAAUACUGCGCUUUCUCCUGGGUGCUUUACAUCAUUAUCCUGAUAUGAAUUGUAAGCCUGAAUAUCGGAUUAUUGACAAAUAUAUGCUGUACUUAUUAUAUUCCUAUAAUAAACAGAUGCAAAAAUAUUACAACAAUUAUGAGUAUCAUCAUGCGGGGAAAAAGAUUAUAGAUUUUAUAUCACAUGAUGUAUCAGCUCUUUAUUGUACUAUAAUUAAAGAUAGACUUUAUUGUGAUGAGAUAACGUCUCCGACACGCAUUGCAGCCGUGCAAGUUAUAAAAGAAAUUCUAAAUGUUCUUGUAAGAUCCAUCGUACCAAUUCUGCCUCAUUUGGCAGAAGAAGUAUGGCUAUAUCAUUCCCAAAAUUUCGCAUCGAUACCAUUACAUUAUACGCAAUAUAAAAUAUCGGAGUCAUGGAAUGAUCCAGGAAUCGAACAACACAUAAGUGUAGCACUUCGAUUGAGAAAUAAUGUUUUAAAAAUCAUUAAUAAAACUUCAUGGAAAUUGUAUGGUGUUGUAGAAGCUACAAAAGAAGAUUUCACCUUACUUUCUCUUCUUCACGACAAAGAACAACCAUCAAUGUCUGAAUUAUGUGAGAUACUACAACUCUCUUCAGUUACAUUACAUGAGAAUCAUACGAUCAACGAAACAGAAAUCCAACUACAUGACAUUCAGGAGGAGUUGUGCGAACGUUGUAGAAGAUAUCCUGAACCUCAAAAAGAUAAUCUAUGUUCACGUUGUGUUGAUGUACUUGCUAAAAAUAAACAAAUGGUUGCAGCUGUGUAAUAAUUUUUU
Molecule: messenger RNA, 2969 nt
Organism: Frieseomelitta varia
Lineage: Eukaryota; Metazoa; Arthropoda; Insecta; Hymenoptera; Apidae
Gene: IleRS-m
Product: isoleucine--tRNA ligase, mitochondrial
Exons: 16
Coding region: 381-2960 (859 amino acids)
Biological process (GO): isoleucyl-tRNA aminoacylation
Cellular component (GO): cytosol
Molecular function (GO): aminoacyl-tRNA deacylase activity; isoleucine-tRNA ligase activity; ATP binding
Source: RefSeq, a predicted model, not a curated record